CUACAAAAUGAUGUACAGUAAUAUAUGCCCAGAGUACAAACUGAAAUGAUAUGCGCGUGUGUGUGUUGCUACGAGAUGCCGUUGACAGCCAAUGACAGUUGCUCAUGUAUUCUAUACGUUUCUUAUGAAUAAAUCCAAGGGGCGGGUCUUCACGCCGAGCGCCGCAGAUAUCGAUAAGGCGUAUUUCUCCCCGCUGGAGUGUUUUCUGCUGGAGAAAUGGACAUGCGCUGCCAACGAUAUCGUUUAGAAGCGGCUCACAUAUUUACUUAAGCGGUGCGAUUUGUCCAGCGCGUUUGUAGGGGAUCGGAUCCUGGGAAAUGGGCCGUGCAUGGGAUAAGCAAGACCGUUAUAACCGCUUCUGCACAAUUACCGGAAAACAACCCACGAACUGGAUACCGUCCAUACCAGGAGCUGGCAGCGUCAAUUUAUGAUAUGUAUAAUCUGAUUUGAGUGAUAACAUCGAUAUUCUGGAUUUAUGGCCGUUCUGUCAUCAUGAUAUCGGGUGUGUAAAAGGGGCGCGCGCUCGCGAGCCGCAUCCGCGCGAGGUGUGCAUCUCAACAUGACAGUAACAUCCAGACAAGGAAGGAUACCGAGCAGGAAGACCUGUGUCUAUCCGGGGGACAUUUUAUCAGGGUCGGAUGGCCUGUCCUGAAUAAGAAACAAGUGAAAAUGGAGAGUUCAAGGAUGGUCCCGCGGCAUCUGCUCGGAUGUUGUGUGUUUCUGCUCGCCGCUGUGAUGCUGGUGGGCUUCACGGUGACACUCAGCACACACAAUGCAGCGGAGCUACCUUCCAACGUGUCCAGAAGGAGCAUCAAUCAACUUCCGGCAAGAACACGCUCACCUCCUGCCUUAUCUUCAUCAUCCUCAUCUGCUCAUCGCUCUGAAAGGACCAGGCGUCCAGCACACACGCCUCCAGGUACCAAACACCCCUCACCAUCCCCAGGUCACCAUGACAGUGCCUCCAGCAUAGAUCCCACCCCGUCCCUUGGAUCUGAAGGCUCGGGUAACCUAGGCGAUGGGGCCCAAGGCAUCCACUUGCUGUUACGUCCACCAGAUCUACUCACGCCCAGCCAGAUGCCACCUCUGCGGGACGACAGACUCCCUACCCCAGCCCCACCCACCCUAGUGCCACCCGAAGACUUAUAUCCAAUCCACUCGGCGGAGAUGGACUGGGGUUCUGGAGACUACCUGGAAACUCUUACAUUCAUGGGAUCUGAAGGAGAGGAGUUUUCACUGGUCACCACAUUACCGACGCAUGGAUACGAUCCAUAUGAUUUUGACGAAGAUGCCACGGUUAGCUACAACACAGCUUUCCCUUCCCGUCCCAUUCUUCCUCUUUCAUCCAGACACCUCCAGCCCAGCGCUACCGUAAAAUAUGGGACUCAUUUAAGGACCGCCCAUCCUACUGAUCCCCGCCUCCCAUUGGCUCCUGAUUCUGAUAGAGACGAUGAUCUGGAUUUCGAUUGGGCGGAGUUGUUUCCUAUUGAGCCAACCGAAAUGCUGCUUCCCGACAUGAACAGUUUGGAAUACUACAACACGUUACAAGCCAAAGAGAACGCUAGUAUUGCGAGGAAUAAAACGCAUCCUCAUAUUACUCCCACGCACACUUUGGGACCCACCGACAGUCCUACUGGAACUUUGGGAAAAGUCCCGGAUCAGGUUGAUGGGAUAACUCAUCAACCAAUUCCAUCUGAGAAACCUACAAAACCUCUUGUCCCAUUGAGCACUGAGACCCAGCGACCUCCAAAAGCUCCGGAGAAGGGUGUUCCUUCCAUACCUACAUCUCAUAUGGGCAAAACCAAACCAUCAGUGCCAACAGCGCCCCCUCCAGCCAGCAUCUCUGAGGGUCCAGUAAUACAAGCCGUCACGCUGAAGCCCCCUGCUACAAAACCCCGUACGACCACAGUCAAAACCAUCUCUAGAACUACAACAACAACAACAACAACCACCACUACUACAAAUCCCACAAGCCUCUCCACUAAAAGUGCACCGCCUACAAUUCCCAAAAUUCAUCAGCCCAUCGCACCACGACAGAAUGUCUGCAACAUCAGCAAAUCAGAAAUGUACCUUGUCCGAGUGGGUAUGCCAAGUGGAUCAUCAGUGGAGUUUGCUAAAAAUCAUGUUCUUGAGAUUCUUCGACGAGAGUUUAACCGUUCAGUGGAGCUAAAGGUCCACAAAUAUCCACCCAAUUUUAUCUUUCGGGCUUUUUCUGGUCCACUGGUCUACACUGCUGUGUCAGUCAUCAAUGCUCUCCGCCAACCAAUGCACAGCACAUCGUCUUCUACCAUUCUCUCUGUUACAACUAUAUAUGCAGUGCCUGAUUACAAGCAUCAGGUCCACACAGUGCUGCAGUUUGUGCCAGGUCAUGUGGAUGUGCGUCUGUGUAGCUUUAGCGAGCGAGUGGAAAAGGGGCUCCUCAUGGCAUAUGCGGAAGUGCGCAAACGCUCACAAGAAAAUGGGAAUUUCACAGUCCAUAUUGUGAACAUAACUAGUAGCCUUCCCAAGGGUCAGCGUCCGCAGAAGGCUCCAGUGGACAUCACGUUUGCUGUGCGUGAUUCUCGUGGUUUUCUAACUGGAUCGGAUGUGAGCGGCCACAUGAGGCAGCUUAGUGCUGUGGAGUUCAGCUUCUACCUUGGUUUUCCUACCCUACAGAUCGCUGAACCUUUUCAUUAUCCUGAACUCAAUGUGUCCCACUUGUUACGUGCAUCCUGGGUGAAAACAGUUUUACUGGGUGUGUUGGAUCAGCGUGUGAACGAGCGGACCUUUCAGGCCAAAAUGGAGCGACGAUUAGCAUUGCUGGUUGGAGAAGGACUUGGGAUCGGAAUUAACAAUCGACGAUGGAGAAGAUCUACUAGUGUUGGCAACAAUAGCGUACAGAUUGUGCGAGCGUCUCGACUGGAUGGGCCUGACUAUCCGCUGGAGCUGGUGUAUUUUGUGGAAGAGGGUUCGGGAGAGAGACUGCCAGCCCAGGCCACAGCGGCAAUGCUGAACAGACUGAACCUGCAGAGAGCCGCCAUCGUACUGGGAUACCGCGUACACGGAGUUCUAGCCACACCGGUGGAAAAACUGGCCCUGCCGCCGUCUGAGACUCAGCCCAGUAACGUGUGGCUGAUCGUAGGAGUGGUGGUCCCAGUGCUGGUGGUGGUCCUCAUCAUCAUCAUCCUCUACUGGAAACUGUGCCGCUCGGAGAAGCUGGAGUUUCAGCCAGACGCCAUGAGCACCAUCCAGCAGAGACAGAAGGUCUGGGUCAAUGAGUGUGUGUAUGAAUGUUUUACCCACUCACAGACACCACUUGUGAAGGAGUUGCAGCCUCCCAGCGUUAAAGGCUUUGAUUUUGCUAAGCUGCAUCUGGGGCAGCAUAGUAAGGAUGACAUCAUGGUAAUUCAGGAACCCGCCCCGUUACCGCCGUCUGUCAAAGAGGCCACACCCUCAGAGGGCGGUGAAUUGAACACGCCUAAAUCGAAGAGCUCGUCUACGAAAGCAUCACGUGCAGCACGAAGGAGAGGCCGGUUGUCUCCAUCUGAUGGUGAUUCUUUAGGAAGUGAAGCAUCUAGUGGUAGAGAAUCAGCAGAGGAGAGCACCAGACCUGCUGUGACACCCAGUGACAGCAAACCCCAACAUCGAAAGAGCAAGCAUGCUAAAAAUAAACUUGGUGCUCAGCCUGGAAGCGGUGUGGAUGAGCAGUUGUCCUCAUCGUCCAUAUUCGAGCAUGUGGACCGUGUGUCUCGAGGCUCGUCCGAUGGAACACGCAGGGUGUCCAAUAAGAUACAGCUUAUCGCCAUGCAGCCCAUGCCGAGCCCACCCUCACAUCCACAUAACCAACCCCUGAGUCCCAAUCUGACAGACAAGAUUACUGACGGAGCAAAGGUCAACAGUGAGAUCCAAGUGGCCUUGAGGCAUAAAUCUGAGAUCGAACACCAUCGCAAUAAGAUCCGCCUGCGUGCCAAACGAAAGGGCCACUACGAGUUCCCCUCCAUGGAGGACAUCAUGGCAGCGUUCGGCGACAACUCCGAGCAGCAGCGAGUGUAUCAACAAGCUCAGGAGCAGAUACACAAGAUCUUGCAUCCUGACGAGCACACACACUCGUCGUGCGGAGAGCCACGCAAGAGUUCCAGAGGAAGACGCUCACCCAGACACAGGCAGAGGCAGCAGAAUUUAAGUGGAAGCGGAAGUCCGAGAGACAAAGAUCGCCUCAUUUCUGAUCGAGACGCCACCUACAGGAAGUACCCUGGGGUCAACAACGUAGCCUAUGUGUCUGACGCAGAUCAGCUCCCAGAUGCUGGAAGUCCUUCUCCUACUGAUGAGGUGUUUUUAGACCCUGGAUCGCCUCCGUCUGGCCCCGCCCCUUCACCGCCCGCUUACGUCCCCCCUCAGCCAACCAUUGAAGAAGCCCGGCAGCAGAUGCACUCCUUAUUGGACGAUGCUUUUGCUCUGGUCUCGCCCUCUUCUCAAGGAAGUCCUGCUCCUCUAACGUUUACUGGCGUUACGGCGGACACUGGUGUUGGAGGAAUCAGCCCCGGUCAACCUUCCAGCCCGUCUCCACGCCCUGCACGCCAAUGGGGCUCCUCUUCUUACCCAGCAGCUCCUGCACACAGUCCUUUCUCCGCUAGGUAUGCAGAGCUAGGAAUGUCUCCCACAUCGGUCCAGGGUUUACUGCAGAGGCAGACACAGGUCUCUGGGUAUCUGGUGUCUGCAGAGAUGCAGUCAGAUCCUGGGUAUUCCAGCAGGGGACAAUAUGGAGACGAGAUGCCCUCGUCCUCUCGACCACGACCAGUAGGGGGCAGCACAGGUGCGCAGUUGCAUCAGUUGACACAAGUGGGCUUGUCGAGUCGGAUUGGAUUGUAUCCUGGAGUUGGCCGUAGUGUUUCUGGACCCUCAGGAUCAAGCUGGGCUCAGUACCGCUCAGAUGAGGAGAUCUCUCGACCAGGAUCCAACCGAGAGGCUAUAAUGACAUUCCCAGAAUACUCUUCUUCACCAGUAUUCCAGAUGCCCAGGACGUCCCUGCAGGAUUCUGCACCCCCCCAGUCCCACCUGGAAGCCUCAAACGCGGGUUACAUCGCCCCAGAAGAGCACUCUCCACCACCUCACUCCUCCGCCUCUCUCAUCAAGGCCAUCAGGGAAGAACUGCAGAGACUUUCUCAGAAACAAGUUGCUGUCGUCAGCUACCACAGUUGAGAAAGACCAUCCCAACACCCCAGUCCUGGUAAACUUCCUAAUGUACUACUUUAAAAAGAAAAAAAAAACUCACAAACCCAAUGGCUGAGAAGCUGCUUUACACAAAACCCGAACCAAAAUCUUCAAAUUCAAGUACGGCUGGUCUGUUACACAUGAAGAAAUACUAGCAAUCCUCCAUACUGGUAUUGCCAGGAGAUUUCAGUUUCACUGCUGACAUGCAGAAAAUAAACUUUAAUAAUGUUAACAAAGAACAAAACUCGCCCUAAAAAAACUAAAAAGUCCAGACUGUUUAGACAAAUAGACAAUUGUGCCCCUUAUUCAGACUCUCAUUUUGCAUGCUGAGAGCUGUCAAGACUUAGUGCUGACUGUUGCUAAUGUGAAAACCCCUCCCCUUCGGUUCCACGUCUCUCAAAGUGCUUCCUCCAAAUGGCUCAUUUUCACGUCUGUGGACUUCCUCUGGUGCUAAAACUCAUUCCUGGAUUCAUUUCAUGAUUCCACA
Messenger RNA from Danio rerio (zebrafish), 5674 nucleotides. The record is from RefSeq and is a predicted model, not a curated record. Lineage: Eukaryota; Metazoa; Chordata; Actinopteri; Cypriniformes; Danionidae.